AACCGGAAGUUCAGUAAGGUUUGACUUGAUAACAGUAGCUAGGUAGUUGUGACUGGGGCUCCCCGGGAUUGUUCACAAGGGAGGAACACGCAUCACUUUUGAACGAAAACAGCCCAGACACGAUUGUUAUAUCUUGUUUUUGAAUCGUUCAGCGCAAACGAACGCUAACAUUAACGUGUCUCUUGGGAAACGGCUUCGCUCCGCUCUUACCUUGAUAGCUAUUGUUUGUAGCAAGCUAACAUUAGCUUUGCUCUUUGCAGUCACAGCUGUGUUGGGUUACUGAUUUAUCUGUAUAAAUCGUUGUGGAAUAUGGCUCAGCAUGGACAUCAUGUAGCCAGUUCCCAAAAAGCACUAAUGCUGGAGAUGAAAAGUCUUCAAGACGAGCCAGUCGAAGGGUUCAAAAUAACUUUGGUGGACGAGUCGGACAUGUACAACUGGGAAGUAGCGAUAUUCGGACCCCCAAAUACACACUACGAGGGAGGUUAUUUUAAGGCUCGGAUCAAGUUCCCUGUCGACUACCCAUACUCUCCACCUGCUUUCCGCUUCCUCACCAAAAUGUGGCAUCCCAACAUUUAUGAGAACGGAGAUGUGUGUAUCUCUAUCCUGCACCCACCAGUUGAUGACCCACAGAGCGGCGAGCUGCCUUCAGAGAGGUGGAACCCCACACAGAAUGUCAGGACCAUCCUUCUCAGUGUGAUUUCUCUACUGAACGAGCCCAACACCUUCUCCCCAGCUAAUGUGGACGCGUCCGUCAUGUACCGCAAGUGGAGGGACAGCAAGGGCAAGGACAGAGAAUACAUCGAGAUCAUCAGGAAGCAGGUGCUGGCUACCAAAGCUGAGGCAGAGCGAGAUGGCGUCAAGGUUCCUGUCACACUGGACGAGUACUGCGUCCGCACACAAAUCCCACCCACAGACGAUGGCUCCAACCUCUUAUACGACGACUACUAUGACGAUGAGGAGCUGGAGGACGAUGACGACGAGGACGACAAUGAGGACUGUUGCUAUGAUGAGGAUGACUCGGGCACUGAGGACUCCUGACCUUGCCUCCCCUGAUCCGUCCCUGCCCCCACACCUCCCUUUUCUGUCAUAAACUGAAUUUUAGUAAUUAGCACAGACAUGUCCACCUUCUGUCACAUGUGCAGUCACAGCAUGCACACUAAAACCUGACUCAUUGAAAAGAAA
Monopterus albus (swamp eel) is the source of this 1182-nucleotide messenger RNA. RefSeq names its product cell division cycle 34 homolog (S. cerevisiae) a (gene cdc34a). The transcript has 5 exons. The record is from RefSeq and is a predicted model, not a curated record. The coding region runs from base 310 to 1038 and encodes 242 amino acids. Lineage: Eukaryota; Metazoa; Chordata; Actinopteri; Synbranchiformes; Synbranchidae.